This is a messenger RNA of Dufourea novaeangliae, 1239 nucleotides long. RefSeq names its product lysosome-associated membrane glycoprotein 1 (gene Lamp1). NCBI's taxonomy places the organism in Eukaryota, Metazoa, Arthropoda, Insecta, Hymenoptera, Halictidae. The transcript has 6 exons. Gene Ontology annotation, cellular component: membrane. Bases 154 to 1239 code for a protein of 361 amino acids. The record is from RefSeq and is a predicted model, not a curated record.
UAAUGGGAGUUAACAGGCCCUGGUAAAGUGUGUGUUUGUGAACGACAUUUUCAGAGAGCAUAGAGUUUCAUUGAACUUUCUUACGUUUUAUAUCAUACUCGACGUAUUUAUACAUAUUUUCUCAACUCACGAUCGAGUAAACCGGAAUUCAGAAUGAUGUCGAAGUUUUUGCUACUCUUUUGCUUUACAACGCUUCACGUUUUGGGUCAGAAACAAGGUGUGUCCCCCAUAAAGAAUGACCAUCUUCCAGUUACUGUCAUAUCUGAACAGAGUGGUACUGCACAAAAUUCUGAUGCGAAAGUUUUACCAAACAGUAUAGUAAAAUCUGAGGAUCCUGUUCUAUUAGGGAAUAUUGAGAACGAAGAAAAAUUAGAUGAAAAUGCAACUACUACACAAAAUACUAGUAGUAAUGCAUCACAUACCAUGGUUGUACCACCAAAUUCUACAACUGUACCACUGGUACAUCCAGUGACUAUGACCACUACAGUUAAGCCAGUAGAUUCAACUACAGUAGAUACCACUACAGUUAAGCCUGUGGAUACCACUACAGAUAAUACUGUAGUUACUACUCCAUCAUUACCUCCUGCAUCUCCUGCUAAAUGGAUAGUCAAUGGAACAGAUAAGAUCUGCAUUGUGGUACAGAUGUCUGCAGAGUUCAACGUUACAUAUGAAAAGGCCAACCAUACGACUUCUUAUAAAGUAUUUGAUAUGCCAGUAGACAAUGCAACUACAAAAGCAACUGGAAACUGUGGCCAAUUUGAACAAGUGCUCACAUUGACGUGGUCUUCUAACAAUGAUACUAAUGGCAAUAUGUCACUACACUUUGUGAGAAAUGAAACUGCAAAAGAUUAUUUUAUUCACCAUUUAGAGGUUGUUCUUCCACGAACAGAUUUUCCAAAUACAACAUUGAAUGAAAGUAUGAUUCUGACACACAAAGCAUCGAAUUAUGUAGCUGGAUUAACCAAUUCCUACAGAUGUAUGAUGAAGCAAAAGCUGAACUUGAAGCAGAAUGGUACCAACGAAACGACUGGUUAUAUAAUUUUGUCAACGUUACAAUUUCAAGCGUUCAAAACAGAUAAUUCCACUACUUUUGGUUUAGCCAAGGAUUGUGCUUUCAAGACGUCUGAUGUCGUACCGAUAGCAGUAGGCUGUGCACUCGCAGGAUUAGUGAUUGCAGUUUUAAUUACGUACUUAAUUGGUCGUCGAAGAAACCAAUCUCGCGGCUAUCUUAGCAUGUAA